GCCACAAGAGCUUAGACGAAGAAGAAGGUGGUUCUUAAAUGACGGCGUCUGUCAACCCGUAGACAUGAGUGUUGCACCCGAGCAGAGCAAUGCAGGUGCUCCGCUGCUAGCAGAAGAGAACGUGCAACAAGAAAGAUUAAACAAAGAACGACUCUACCGCUCGUCGGGUAGCCAUCGCGUCAGCUCGGGCAGCCUGGAGCAAGACUCCAACAACUACCCAUAUAACCCAGAGCCUGAGGUAAUGGACAGAACACUGGGCACAUCACCAUUGAAAUUGCCAUAUUGGACACCAUAUGCAUACAUUCGGCCAAUCAAAAGCUCCACCGUGUGGAUGGCCAUUCGCCCUGUCGUGGCUGCAAUCGACUUCCACUAGUUUUCAAGCCUUUCGUUGUUAUUAAAGAUAAAGGA
Messenger RNA from Ornithodoros turicata, 408 nucleotides. RefSeq lists its product as uncharacterized. Bases 65 to 373 code for a protein of 102 amino acids. The record is from RefSeq and is a predicted model, not a curated record. Lineage: Eukaryota; Metazoa; Arthropoda; Arachnida; Ixodida; Argasidae. The transcript has 4 exons.